Molecule: messenger RNA, 1314 nt
Organism: Torulaspora delbrueckii
Lineage: Eukaryota; Fungi; Ascomycota; Saccharomycetes; Saccharomycetales; Saccharomycetaceae
Gene: UBA4
Product: Uba4p
Exons: 1
Coding region: 1-1314 (437 amino acids)
Biological process (GO): tRNA wobble position uridine thiolation; protein urmylation
Cellular component (GO): cytoplasm; cytosol
Molecular function (GO): thiosulfate-cyanide sulfurtransferase activity; URM1 activating enzyme activity; adenylyltransferase activity
Source: RefSeq, a predicted model, not a curated record
AUGGAGGUAUCUGAGGAGCUUAGAAGGGAGCUGACUGCUUUGAAGCUUGAAAAUGCGAGGUUGCGUCGGCAGUUGGAAGGUAAAGAAGCAUCAGAGAACAAGUACCCUCUGUCGUUAGAAGAAUACAAGCGUUAUGGAAGACAAAUGAUUGUUGAAGAAACUGGAGGUACCCUGGGACAGGUCAAACUGCGAAAUUCCAGAGUUCUGGUUGUGGGUGCUGGAGGUUUAGGAAGCCCUGUCUUGCCUUAUUUAGCGGGCGCUGGUGUGGGGCACAUUGGAAUAGUCGAUAAUGAUGUAGUGGAUACUUCCAACCUUCAUAGACAGGUCCUUCAUGAUUCUGAGUCAGUUGGUACUUUGAAGUGUGAGUCGGCCAAACGGGCUCUCAACAGGCUCAAUCCACUUGUUGAAGUCAUCACCUAUCCGGUAAGGCUGAGCAACACUAAUGCUUUCGAAAUAUUUCGGAGCUAUGAUUAUAUUUUAGAUUGCACGGACACUCCGUUGACGAGAUAUUUGAUAUCAGAUGUUGCUGUUAAUUUGGGUAUAACGGUUGUGUCUGCUUCGGGCCUAGGAACAGAGGGACAAUUAUGCAUAUUAAAUUUCAAAAAAUUGGGACCGUGUUACAGAUGUUUCUACCCGAAACCUCCUACACCUACCUCCGUCACUUCAUGCCAAGAAGGUGGUGUAGUCGGGCCUUGCAUAGGCCUUGUUGGUGUGAUGAUGGCCGUAGAAACCUUAAAACUAAUCUAUGGAGUGUACGCGGAAGAUAACUUUCAGCCAUUUUUGACGACAUAUUCAGGUUUUCCCAAUCAAAGUAUGCGUACUUUUAAGAUGAGGGGUCGACAAGACAAUUGUGCUUGUUGCGGGCUAUCGCCAAUUGUCACUAAGGAUGCCAUCGAAUCUGGCACUAUCAAUUACCAAAACUUUUGCGGUUCCAGAAGCUAUGACUGUUGCUCUCUGGAUGAAAGGAUUAGUGUGGAAUUAUUCGAAGAUCAAUACAAAAAUCGCGAACCCUCCAGCUACAUUUUGUUGGAUGUCAGGCCGCACCAUCACUAUGAUAUAUCUCACAUUCCACAGGCUUAUAACCUUACGGUAAAAGAGUUGCGUGACAUGGAUGGUGAACUCACGAAAAUACAGAAGCAUAUACCAAACAUCAACAAAGAUAGUGAAGUUGUCGUGAUGUGCCGGUACGGCAACGAUUCUCGACUUGCCACUAGACUUUUAAAAGAUCAAUUUGGUAUCUCCAACGUAAAGGACGUUACUGGAGGGCUAUUCAGGUACAUCGACCGGAUCGAUCCAUCGAUACCAAAAUAUUGA